Hypoxylon trugodes is the source of this 1038-nucleotide messenger RNA. RefSeq lists its product as uncharacterized. Bases 380 to 649 code for a protein of 89 amino acids. NCBI's taxonomy places the organism in Eukaryota, Fungi, Ascomycota, Sordariomycetes, Xylariales, Hypoxylaceae. The record is from RefSeq and is a predicted model, not a curated record. The transcript has 3 exons.
CUGCACGUAGCUACCCCGGGUUUACAAACCCCCCCAAAGGAAACCAGCAGUGAGCAAGCCAGUUAAUAAAACCACACUGCUCCGCUCUAUGCGCCCCUAUCGUCAUUUUUAGACUAUUAACGCAAGCGCGACAGGGAACGCCUUGGUAAAAUAGCAAUUGCGAUAAAGUUGGUCACGGACCUCCCAAGGAACUUUGUCUAUUACCACGCAGGCUGUUCGACGAGAUUCCCCUCUCCUUUCUCUUCUUGAUCUUCUUCUUUAAUCCUAUCUUCAACUACAACUCUCGGUUUUGUGCAUCGUCAAUCAAUUUCUGGCACCCAAAUUUCACAUUUCCAUAUCACAAUCACAAUUACAAUCUCAAUUGUAUCAUUCAAUCAAGAUGAGCGACCGCGGUUACUCGUACAAGAGCUCCGGCCACAACAGCCAGGGCAACCACUACUGCGCCCGGGACUACGGCAGCAGUGCCUCCAACUCGAACUCAUACCAUUACUCCAACACUGAUGGCUCAUACUACUACUCCAACCCCAAUGGCAGCACUUACUACAACGACGGCCAGGGCGGUUCUACCUAUACUUCGUCUUCCGGUAAACGGUCCUCUUCGGGCUAUGGAAGCAGCAGCAGCGGUAGCAGCGGUGGCAGCAAGCAGUAGGAGCCUUCGCCUGCGCCGGGGUCACAAGUGCGAUCUGUUGAGUUCAGGGGACAACAAGUCUCUACUCCUGGGGGAGCAGUGGCAACGUCAGUAGAAUAUCGAGAGCAAUCUGUUUCUGUCCCUGCCGUACAGGGCAAUAAUUACGGCAAAUCACAGGUUCAGUAUGUGUCUACUCCCGGAACACAGGUUACCUCAGAGCCCGAAGCUCAAUACGUCUACGCUGGUGGGGCAAAGUUAUGCUAUGGGCAGCCUGAGAAGUAGAAUUGAUUCUAUUUGAUUGUGGCAUUGGUUUUUUUCGUGGUGGGAGAGAUGAGUUUACUUAGUCUAUUUUAGCAAGGAAUAUCGACGGCGAGUAGGUAGUCGUAAUGAUACCACAUUUCACACCGCAA